AUGGCGGCACGGUAUCCCACUCUACGCGUCGCACUGGCAGUCGCUGGCAGUUUGACUUUACUCAUUUUGGCAUUCGCAAUUCACAGAGGCUGGACGACUAAUGCGCACAGCAAAUGGGCACGAAUUCUGCCUGCUUCGACCACCAGCAACUCCUACUCUAGUGCGGGAUUGCAAGUGCUACAAGAUGUCUUUAACGAGACUUUGGGCGUGAGUUGCUCAAGCAGGAUGUUCCAGCAUCGCCACUGACUCCUUCAAAGUUUCAGAAAAUCUUCGUCAUCAACCUACCUUCGCGAACAGAUCGCCGGGAUACCAUAUCUCUAGCAGCAGCCCUCACUGGGCUGAAAAUCGACUUCGUCGACGGGGUCACCGAUUGGGACGAGAGAAUACUACCUCCAGGGGCGACAGAGGCGAACCUAGGCAAAGGCAACACCGGGGCAUGGCGUGCUCACAUGAACGUUGCUCGAACGUGAGAAGCCUGUUUGUGAUCGCAUGAAAUUGCGCAGUGGUUGACAUGUGACAGGACCGUGGAGCAGAACCUGACUUCAGCACUCGUGCUAGAAGCAGACGUGGACUGGGAUAUCCGUAUCAAGUCCCAAAUGCAAGACUUCGCAAAGGCAUCGCAACUGCUGCUCCAGCCUGAUCGUGCGAACGACAGGAUGUAUGUCAGCGAGCACAUGCCGCGCAUGUCGUCCUCCUCGCCAUAUGGAGAUGUGAAUGCCUGGGACUUGCUGUGGAUCGGCCAUUGUGGGACUCACUUCCCCAGCGAGGAAGAAAAGGACAUCGGAGUCCCCGCGGGCCGGGUCGCGAUUCCCGACGACGAGACGGUUCCGGAGUCGCAACAUGUCAAUAUCCAAUUCGGCAACGAUGAUCUGAUAAAUCAAUACCCAAACCACACCCGAGUCGUGUCGAGAGCGCGAAUGAAUGUGUGUACUCUCGCGUACGGCAUGUCCCAGCAAGGCGCACGUCGAUUUUUAUACCAGCUCGGGAUCAAGCGCAUACAGUCCGCCACGGACAUCAUGUUUCGAGACCUCUGCGAUGGGUUAGCUGGAAGGCCCCUGCAUGCCUGCUUGACGGUCCAGCCACAGCUCUUCCAACACCACCGACCGGUUGGAGCCAAGUCGACAUUCAGCGAAAUCGCAAACCAUGGAGAGGAAUACAAUGAGCGAGCUUUUACAAGAAACGUACGCUGGAGCACACGUUUGAAUUAUGAGAAGCUCUUGUACGGGAAGACGGACUUCGUGGAUCUCUUUCCGGACGGUGAGCCGGCGACAGAUCUUGGAUUUUAG
This is a messenger RNA of Lecanosticta acicola, 1286 nucleotides long. NCBI's taxonomy places the organism in Eukaryota, Fungi, Ascomycota, Dothideomycetes, Mycosphaerellales, Mycosphaerellaceae. The record is from the annotation of a GenBank genome assembly.